CAACUCCGUAGACGUUUUCGCUACCUUACGCCACAUCGCCCAAGGCGUAGCCGAAAUGUUCAGCCCGACGGGUUUAUCGGAGUGUUUUCGCGAGUGGGGAGAAUUAGAGAAGGACUACCAACAAAUUCAAGUAUAAUCUGAAAAAUAUCAAAACCCUUGAAGUCAACUACGAUUUUCCCACCGGAGCGGUGGAAGGAGAAAAAUGGAUGGGUGAAAUCCUGCGUUUGCUCAACAGGACACGCACCGUCUGUACAGAGUGAAGCUCGAGGAAGUCACCAAGUUGCAAAACAGCUGCUCUUCCGCCAUCUCACGUCACCGAAAGAAGCUGAAAGAGCUUUCGACGUCGCUACGGCAAUGCGGAGCCCAGCACCCGGAGCAAAAGUUAAGUCCGGCGGAAGUGGACUCCAUCGGCGACAUCGAGGUGACAAUCGGCGAACGAGCGGAUGCCUUCUCCGAGAUGGAAGCCUUUCUGCCGAAGAAGAACGGGUUAUACCUCACUCUUGUUUUAGGGAACGUCAACGUCACGCUCCUCAAUAAGCAGUCAAAAUUCGCCUACAAGGAUGAAUAUGAGAAAUUUAAGCUGGUGCUCACCGUCAUCCUCUUCCUCUUCUCCUUCACUUGUCGCUUUUUAUUCAGCUACAGAGCCUUAGACGCCUUAUUCAACUUCCUCCUCGUGUGGUACUACUGCACGCUCACCAUCCGCGAGAGCAUCCUCAUCAACAACGGCUCAAGGAUCCGGGGUUGGUGGGUUUUCCAUCACUACGUGUCAACCUUCCUUUCUGGUGUCAUGCUCACAUGGCCCGAGGGGACUCUGUACCAAAUGUUUCGGAACCAGUUUCUCUCUUACUGCUUGUACCAAAGUUUUGUCCAGUUUUUGCAGUACUACUACCAGAGUGGCUGCUUGUACAGACUGCGAGCCCUCGGAGAACGACACAACAUGGACCUCACUGUUGAAGGUUUCCAGUCGUGGAUGUGGAGGGGGCUGACUUUCCUGCUGCCGUUCUUGUUCUUUGGCCACUUCUGGCAGCUGUACAACGGGCUCACGCUUUUCAAGAUGUCGCAGCUUCCGGAGUGCAAAGAAUGGCAGGUGGCGAUGUGCGGCUGCUCCUACGUAACGCUCUUCCUGGGCAACUUCUUCACCACGUUGGGCGUGGUGUACCACAAGUACAUGAUGAACCGAGACAAGGCCAAGUCCUUGUAGGACUUCAAUGUUUGUAGCUCCUUUUCCAGACCUCCAUUUUACCAUUUCGCUUAUGCGCUCGCUCGGCCCGCGUCGCCGCUCGAGUGUACGUACUGUGGAUGUGAUCUGUUUGGGUAUGACUCAGAAUAUCAUAUCAAUCGUCAGCAUGUACGUAAUUCUACGAGGCAAGCUUUUGUCUCGUGUAUAAUUUCCCUUCAAAACGUGCCUAAUAAUAAUAAUAAUAAUAAUAAAAAGCACUCCUCCUCAAAGGCAUCUUGCUUUU
Syngnathoides biaculeatus (alligator pipefish) is the source of this 1463-nucleotide messenger RNA. RefSeq names its product transmembrane protein 120Aa (gene tmem120aa). Gene Ontology annotation, cellular component: membrane. Bases 458 to 1201 code for a protein of 247 amino acids. The transcript is spliced from 12 exons. Lineage: Eukaryota; Metazoa; Chordata; Actinopteri; Syngnathiformes; Syngnathidae. Gene Ontology annotation, biological process: fat cell differentiation. The record is from RefSeq and is a predicted model, not a curated record.